Molecule: messenger RNA, 748 nt
Organism: Eupeodes corollae
Lineage: Eukaryota; Metazoa; Arthropoda; Insecta; Diptera; Syrphidae
Product: nucleoside-triphosphatase THEP1
Exons: 3
Coding region: 103-654 (183 amino acids)
Molecular function (GO): ATP hydrolysis activity
Source: RefSeq, a predicted model, not a curated record
UCUGUUUUUCUGUGCUUCUGUCAUUCUUUAGGUAAUUGGUGAAUAUAUUAAAUGGUUUUGGGAAUGUUUUGAGGCGAAUUUAAUUAAUAAUUAUUGCUUGGCAUGGAGAGAAAAAUAUCUAGUAUUUUAUUAACUGGAGCUCCAGGAGUUGGAAAAACAACGAUUAUAAAAAAGCUCAUUAAAAUCUUAAAAGAGAAACAAAUCAAGUGUAUAGGAUUUUACACUGAAGAAAUGCGAUCAGAAAAUGAAACUAGAAUGGGAUUUGAUGUCAUUGAUAUCGAUGGAAAACGUGGUAUUUUAGCAAGAGAACACCCAACUGACAACAUCAAACGUCCACAUGUCGGAAAAUAUUCAGUUUACACAAAAGACUUUGAGGACAUAGCCCUUGCCGCUCUUAAAGUUGAAUCCAAAACAAUUUUAAUUGUUGACGAAAUUGGAAAAAUGGAAUUAUUGAGUACAAAAUUCAAACAACGAAUCCAAGAAGUUUUCGGAAAGACUCCUAUUCUAGCAACAAUCCCAAAUCGGCAAACAAUCGAUAUAAUUGAAAGAAUGAAAAACGACAAAAAAUCAAUGGUACUGGAAAUAACAAAAAAAAAUCGCAAUGAAAUUGUUGAUGAAAUAUUUCAAAGAGUAAAUCAAAUGAUUAUUAUGUAAAAACAAUAAAACUUCCACAUAAAUAUAAAGUAUUUUUUAUUUAAUAUAAUAAUUAUAUCGCAUUAAUUUAUAUUAUAUUUUACAUUGUGUAUAA